Ipomoea nil (Japanese morning glory) is the source of this 1244-nucleotide messenger RNA. RefSeq names its product purine permease 1-like. Gene Ontology annotation, cellular component: membrane. NCBI's taxonomy places the organism in Eukaryota, Viridiplantae, Streptophyta, Magnoliopsida, Solanales, Convolvulaceae. The transcript has 3 exons. The record is from RefSeq and is a predicted model, not a curated record. Gene Ontology annotation, molecular function: purine nucleoside transmembrane transporter activity. The coding region runs from base 106 to 1149 and encodes 347 amino acids.
CCUACCAGAUAAAUUUUCUAUUAAAAAAAAACAUUAUUUUUCUCUGCUAAAUAUUCAUUUCAUCUAUUUCGCAAGAUUGCUAAAUUUUAUUAGAUCUUUCAAGAAAUGUCUGUAAAUAACGGUAACUACGGCGCCGGAAAACUCUUCCUCCUCCUCCUCAACUGCGCUCUGCUAGGGAUCGGCAACUGCGGCGGCCCCUUAACCAUGCGCCUCUACUUCCUCCGCGGCGGCAACCGAAUAUGGUUCUCCAGCUGGAUCAACACCGGCGGCUGGCCGCUCACCUUCCUCCCACUCGCCGCCGCUUACUUCCACCGCCGCCGCCGCCAAGGCCCCGCCGCCAAACCCGUCCUCAUGACCCGCAACCUAUUCGCCGCGGCGGCCGCCAUCGGCGUCAUCAACGGCCUGGACUCCUUCCUCUACGCCUACGGCAUGUCGAAGCUCCCCGUCACCACCCAGUCCCUCAUCUACGCCACCGAGCUGGCCUUCACCGCCGCCUUCGCUUUCCUCCUCGUCCGGCAGCGCUUCACCGCCUUCACCCUCGCCGCCAUCGCCCUGCUCACCGUCGGCGCCGGGAUUCUCGCCCACGGUGCCAGCGGCGACCGGCCCGCCGGAGAGGCGAGCAGAGAGUACGUUAUUGGGUUUGUGGUGACGGUUUUAGCGGCGGCGCUUUAUGGGUUUAUACUGCCGGUGAUAGAGCUGACGUACGUGAAGGCGAGGCAGGCGAUAACGUAUGGUUUGGUUCUGGAGAUUCAGGUGGUGAUGUGUUUCUUCUCCACCGCGUUUUGUACGGCCGGGAUGCUAGUCAACAAGGAUUUCCAGGCGAUCCCGAAGGAGGCAAGAGAGUUUGAACUGGGUGAAGAUAAGUACUAUAUUGUGGUAGCAUGCAGCGCCGUGGUUUGGCAAUUCUUCUUCAUCGGCUCCGUCGGGGUCAUCUGCUACGGCUCCUCGUUGUGGUCGGGCGUUAUAAUCACCGCCACCCUUUCCGUCACCGAGGUAUUCGCCGUCGUCUUCUACGGCGAGAAGUUCCGAAUCCAAAAGGCCAUUUCUCUUGCCCUUUCCCUUUUGGGAUUUGUUUCCUACUUCUAUGGCGAAAUCAAAAGUAGCAGCAAGAAAGAGGAGCUACUUCAAAUUCCGGAAAAUAAUAUAUGAGAUUUAGAAAAAUAUUAAAAGUAUACAUCCAUUACAGAGUUUGUUGUGGCAAAGGGGACUGAAAACGGUGAUUGACGUUUUUGUCCUUUUAAAUA